Molecule: messenger RNA, 420 nt
Organism: Hippopotamus amphibius kiboko
Lineage: Eukaryota; Metazoa; Chordata; Mammalia; Artiodactyla; Hippopotamidae
Product: 40S ribosomal protein S17-like
Exons: 2
Coding region: 1-420 (139 amino acids)
Biological process (GO): translation
Cellular component (GO): ribosome
Molecular function (GO): structural constituent of ribosome
Source: RefSeq, a predicted model, not a curated record
AUGGUUUGGACAGUUGUGAGAACAGUGGAGCAUGGGCCGCCUUUGCGCCAAAACCCUGACAUUGAGAAGUACUGCACACGCCUGGGCAGCGACUCACACACCAACAAGCACGUGUGCGAGGAGACCGCCAUUAUUCCCAGUAAGAAGCUCCACAGCAACAUCACAGGCUAUGUCACACAUCUGAUGAAGCUGAUUCAGAAGGGCCCGGUAAGAGGUAUCUCCAUCAAGCUGCAGGAGGAGGAGAGAGAGAGGAGAGACAAUUACCUGCCUGAGGUCUCAGCCCUGGAUCAGGAAAUCAUUGAAGUAGAUCCAGACACUAAGGAAAUGCUGAAACUCUUGGAUUUUGGCAGUCUGUCCAGCCUGCACGUCACUCAGCGUACAGUUGGAAUGAAUUUCAAAACACCACAUGCAGCCGUUUGA